Molecule: messenger RNA, 6768 nt
Organism: Sycon ciliatum
Lineage: Eukaryota; Metazoa; Porifera; Calcarea; Leucosolenida; Sycettidae
Exons: 33
Coding region: 502-6768 (2088 amino acids)
Molecular function (GO): calcium ion binding
Source: RefSeq, a predicted model, not a curated record
UCAUUCAACCUUCGCUUGUGCGCUCUCAAGAUCCCUAAGGACUUUUCACGAGGCACCAUCUUUAAUAAAAAAUCACAUCAAUUAAAGAAUUAUAUUGCUUCAAAUUUGACUGAGGCCAAUUGCCGGCAACACUGUAGCAUCAUUUCCGACCUGGACAAAUGCGAUUUGUGUUCUGGUUAUCCGUACAACUACACUUGCCUAGAGCGAGAUGAAUGUCUACAUCAGAUUCAUAAUUGCGACUCCAAUGCUGCGUGUACCAACACGGUUAGGUCCUACAACUGCACGUGUAACUCUGGGUUUUACGGUGACGGCAUAUCCUGCAAAGUUGUUACAUGCGCUACUCCAUUAGCGCCUACAUUUGGCAGUUUCUCUCUACCGGCUGGUGUAUCAAGCUUUGUCUAUAACACACUGGGAACAUUUGCCUGCAAUCCCGGCCAUCACCUUGUCGGCCAUGCCACCACACAGUGUUUAGCCAAUGGUGAUGUCAGCAGCACACCGCCCAUGUGCCAGAACGUCAAUGAGUGUGCAAGUCCCACUUUGCAUACAUGCGAUCAAAAUGCGUUGUGUAGUGAUGUGAUUGGAACGUUCAGCUGCAAGUGUAUGGUUGGGUACACUGGCGAUGGACAAGCUGGAAACUGCCACAUUGUUACAUGCGCUACUCCAUUAGCGCCUACAUUUGGCAGUUUCUCUCUACCGGCUGGUGUAUCAAGCUUUAUCUAUAACACACUGGGAACAUUUGCCUGCGAUCCCGGCCAUCGGCUUGUCGGCCAUGCCACCACACAGUGUUUAGCCAAUGGUGAUGUCAGCAGCACACCGCCCAUGUGCCAGAACGUCAAUGAGUGUGCAAAUACCACUUUGCAUACAUGCGAUCAAAAUGCGUUGUGUAGUGAUGUGAUUGGAACGUUCAGCUGCAAGUGUAUGGUUGGGUACACUGGCGAUGGACAAGCUGGAAACUGCCACAUUGUUACAUGCGCUACUCCAUUAGCGCCUACUUUUGGCAGUUUCUCUCUACCGGCUGGUGUAUCAAGCUUUGUCUAUAACACACUGGGAACAUUUGUCUGCAAUCCCGGCCAUCGCCUUGUCGGACAUGCCACCACACAGUGUUUAGCCCAUGGUGAUGUCAGCAGCACACCGCCCAUGUGCCAGAACGUCAACGAGUGUGAUAAUUCCACAUUGCAUACAUGCGAUCAAAAUGCGUUGUGUAGUGAUGUGAUUGGCACAUUCAGCUGCAAGUGUAUGGGUGGGUACACUGGUGACGGCCAAGCUGGAAACUGCCACAACAUUGAUGAAUGUUUGCCGGCUAGCCCAUGCCAUGAGGAUGCUAGCUGCAUUGAUAAUGAUGGCGGAUUCAUGUGUCUGUGCAAGUCAGGUUACCACGGAAAUGGAACUCAAUGUCAAGUUGUGUGCACAAAUCCCUGGGUGAAAAAGAACAAAGCAUGUGAAUGUAAACCGAGACCAGACGGACCCAUCUGCACAGAAGUGUGCAAUUGCUUGAAUGAUGGUCAGUGUUCUGAAGACGGCACCUGCAACUGCCGGAAAGGUUUCCAUGGAGACCAGUGUCAACAUGCUUUCAAGACAAAGUGCCUGGGCACAAAUAAUGCAAUAUACACCUGGAUUGCUCUUGCCAGCUUGCCAUGUUAUCCACAUCUCGACUAUGGCAGCUGCCAGAAGAAAACGAACUUUGUGCACGCCCGCGAGAUGUGCAUGAGAAGAGGAUACAACGUCGUAGACUAUAAUUCCUUCACUGAGCUUGGCUUGAUGCUGGGUGUUAGCGACUGCAUAAAAUCAUUGGUGAGCGAGAUGAUGGCUAGACGUAACAGCAGUUACAGCACCCCUCUCAAGAUAUGGACAUCGUACAUGUACUUUGGUCAGCAUGUUAUUUACAAGCAAGGCAAGGACAACUCGAGCGACGCACUAUUUGACAGGGAUGGAAGAGGGAAUCAUGAUGUCAUCUGUGAAGCCAAAUGGCUCCAGGCCAACGGUUCUGUACACGCCGCAGCAAGUCCAGCACACAGACCCAGUGUGACUGAGCAGUUCGCAGAGGCCGCAUGUCAGGAGUACGGAUAUCAUCUCAUUACCAAGGAGUGGCUAGAAGAACAUGGCUAUGUGUUAACAGAGCGCUGGCUAGAGAAGUUGGCCUUAUUGCAUAAGCACCAGCAAGCACCUUACCACGUCGCGUCAAUCCGAGUCAAUGGCCGUUCCCUUUACAGAACCGUAAUGUUUAGCGCGCAAAAGCAGACGUUUCAGAACGCCACAAGCAAAACUCAAGCCCAGAUUCUCUGUGUCAAAACAUGUGAGACCGGUGUUCUUGGACCAAACCUGAGUUGUGUGUGUAACCGCACCUCAACCUAUGGUCAAUAUUGUGAAAAGGCAUGCAAGUGCUUGAAUCAGGGUCAGUGUGACAACAAAGGUGAAUGCAGCUGCCCGAAAGGAUUUACCGGAGACAAGUGCCAACUCGUUGUGUGUACACAUCCCUGGGUGAAAAAGAACAAAUUAUGCGAAUGUACGACCGGACUAGAUGGACCUAACUGCACAGAAGCAUGCAAAUGCUUGAAUGACGGCCAGUGCACCGAAGAUGGCACCUGCAUCUGCCGGAAAGGUUUCCAUGGAGAUCAGUGUCAGAACAGUUUCAAGACAAAGUGCCUGGGUACAGAUAAGGCAAUGUACACCUGGAUGGCUCUCGCCGCCUUGCCGUGUCAUCCACACCUCGACGGUGACAGCUGCCAGAAGAAGACGAACUUGACGCAUGCCCGACAGAUGUGCAAGAGAAGAGGAUACGACGUGGUAGACUAUAAUGCCUUCACAACCCUGUCUCUGGGCGUGCGGGACUGCAUGGAAGCAUUGCUCAACAAGAUGAUGGCAAGCAAUUUCAACAACCCUAUCACAAUAUGGACAUCUUUCUUGAGGGAUGGCAAGCAUGUCAUUUACAAGGAGGGCAAGAACAACUUAAGAGAAGAGUUACAUGAUAGUAGUGGAGCAAGCCAUCUUGAUUUCGAGAUGAUGGCGAGCGGUGACAGCAACCCUUUCUCCCUAUCAUCAGGGCAAGGACAAGUUAAGAACAAGUUGAGAGAAGAGUUAUAUGAUGAUGGUAGUGGAGCAAGCCAUCUUGAUGUCAAGAUGAUGGCGAGCGGUGACAGCAACUCUAUCUCCCUAUCGUCAGGGCAAGGACAAGUUAAGAACAAGUUGAGAGGAGAGUUACAUGAUGAUGGUAGUGGAGCAAGCCAUCUUGAUGUCAAGAUGAUGGCGAGCGGUGACAGCAACUCUAUCUCAAUAUCGGCAUCGCUCGAGGAGGAUGACCAAAAUAUCAUGUACCAGCAGGGCAAGAACGAUUUAAGAGAAGAGUUACUUGAUAGUAAUGGAGCAAGCCAUCAUGAUGUCAUCUGCGAAGCCAAGUGGCUUCACGCCAACUCCUCAGUAUACACCACAGCAACGCCAGCGCUGAGGCCCAACGUCACUGAGCAAUUCGCAGAGGAGGCAUGUGAGCAGUACGGACUUCACCUCAUAACCGGGGCCUGGCUGCAAGCACAUGGCCAUGUACUAAGAGAGAGCUUCCUAGAGAGAUUGGCUAUUCGGCAAGCACCUUACCACGUCAAACCAAUCGUGGUGAACGGCAACUCCCUUUUCAGGACCGUAACGUUUAGCGAGGGAAAACAGAGGUUUGUGAACACCACAAGCAAUCACCGAGCCCAAAUCCUCUGUGUCAUGUGCAAGUGUUUGAACCAGGGUCAGUGUGACGACAAAGGCAAAUGCAUCUGCCCGAAGGGAUUCACCGGAGACAAUUGCCAGAAGGUUGUGUGCACACAUCCCUGGGUGAAAAAGAACAAAGUAUGCGAAUGUAAACCCAGACUAAAUGGACCUAACUGCACAGAAGCAUGCAAUUGCCUGAAUAAUGGUCAGUGUACUGAAGACGGCACCUGCGUCUGUCCGACCGGAUUCCGGGGAGACCAAUGUCAGGACAAUUUCAGGACAAAGUGCCUGGGUACGGACAAGGUGAUGUACACCUGGACGGCUCUCGCCGGCUUGCCGUGUUAUUCUGGCAGCUGCCCGAAGAUAACCAGUUGGACGAAAGCCAGAGACGCAUGCAGAGAUAGGGGAUAUCAGCUGGUCGACUUUAAAACCUUCACCUUGCUCGGCUCAAAGCUUGGUGUGCGUGGCUGCGUAAAGUCAUUGCUCCACGAGAUGAUGGUGAACAGUAACAGCAGCCCGAUCACGAUAUGGACAUCAUCCGAGUACAAUCGUCGGCAUAUUAUUUACAAGCAGGACAAGAACAAAUCGGGUGGUGCAAUAUUUAGUGUUCAUGGGUUCGGCCGUCACAAUGUCAUCUGCGAAGCCCAAUGGCUCCAUGCCAACGAUUCUGUAUACGCCGCAGCAACUCCAGCACUCGGACCCAGCGUGACUGAGCAGUGCGCAGAGAACGCAUGUCAGCAGUACGGACUUCGCCUCAUAACCAAAGACUGGUUACAAGAACAUGGCCAUGUGUUAAGAGAACGCUGGCUAGAGAGAUUGGCUUUAGAUAAGUCCGACGGAUUAGGUUACCACGUCGCGCCAAUCCUGGUCAAUGGUCAGUCCCUUUACAGAACAGUAAAAUUUAGCAGACAACAUGUGACGUUUAAGAACAAAACAAGCCAUGAGGAUGCCAAGAUUCUCUGUGUCAAGUCCUGUGGGAGCGGUGUUCUUGCACCAAGCAUGAGUUGUGUAUGUAACCACACUAUGUCCUACGGUGAAGAAUGUGAAAAGGCAUGCAAGUGCUUGAACCAAGGUGAGUGUGAUAACAAAGGUGAAUGCAGCUGCCCUAGGGGAUUCACCGGCCACCAUUGCCAACUCGUUGUGUGCGAGGAACCCUGGGUCAAAAAGAGCAAAGUGUGCGAAUGUCAACAGGGACUAGAUGGACCCAACUGCACAGAAGCAUGUAAUUGCUUGAAUGACGGUCAGUGCACUGACGAUGGCAGUUGCAACUGCCGGAACGGUUUCCAUGGAGACAAGUGUCAGCAUACUUUCAAGACAAAGUGCCUGGGUACAGAUAACGCAACGUACACCUGGAUGGCUCUCGCCAGCUUGCCGUGUCAUCCACACCUCGACGGUGACAGCUGCCAGAAGAAAACGAACUUGACGCAUGCUCGCCAGAUGUGCACAAGAAGAGGAUACAACGUGGUAGACCAUGAUUCCUUCACCAAUCAGACGCUUGGCGUGCGCGACUGCAUGGGAGCAUUGCUCAACAAGAUGGUGACGAGCUCUUACAGCAACCCUACUUCAAUAUGGACAUCGUUCGUGAAGGAUGACCAACAUCUCAUAUACCAGCAGGGCAAGAACAGUUUGACUAAAGAAUUGUAUGAUAGUGAUGGAACAAGCCAUCAUGAUGUCAUCUGCGAAGCCAAGUGGCUCCAUUACAACGACUCGGUAUACGCCGCAGCCACGCCAUCACUGAAACCCAACGUGACUGAGCAGUUUGCAGAGGAGGCAUGUCAGGAGUACGGACUUCACCUCAUAACCUAUGACUGGCUGCAAGCACAUGGCCAUGUAUUAAGAGAGCGCUGGCUAGAUAGAUUGGCUCUUCGGCACGCACCUUACCACGUCAAACCAAUCCGAGUGAAUGGCAACUCCCAUUACAUAACUGUAACGUUUAGAAAUCGCAGUAAUCCAUUUCAAAAUUCCACAAUUAAUCGCCACGCCAAAAUUCUCUGUGUCAAGCACUGUGCUAAUGGCGUUCUGGCCCAGGACCUGAGUUGCAAGUGCAACCGCACUGUCUUCUAUGGAGAAUACUGUGAAAAGGACGACUGCAAGUGCUUGAACCAGGGCCAGUGUGACAACGAGGGUAAAUGCAUCUGCCCGACAAGAUUCUACGGAGAACAUUGCCAACUCGAGUGCAGAACAUGUCUGAACCAGGGUCGCUGUAAUGAAGACGGCACCUGCACCUGCGCUGAAGGAUGGAUUGGUGACCGGUGCCAGACUCGGUGUGCGGACACGGACCCAUGCUGCGAGAACAAGCGCAUCGUGACACGCCGGGAUCAGGUCUGCCGCGGCGCCACCAGCAACUGUGACGUGGUGGAGUACUGCGACGGCGAGAAUGCCACAUGUCCACAGGACCUGACCGCACGCAAUGGCUGGCCUUGCUCUAAUAAUCAAGCAUCCUGCUGGAGUGGAGUUUGCCAAUCACGAACUGGCCAGUGUCAGAGUGUCUGGAACGAUAUGGAUCAAGGGUCAGCUCCUGAGGAUUGCUUCUCAAUCAUGAACGUAUUUGGAGAACGUACGGGUAACUGUGGUUUCAAUUCGUCCAAUUCCACCCCAGGAACCUAUGCAGCCUGUGCGGCUGGAGAUGCCCUAUGUGGUAGUUUGUUCUGCCUUCCAGUUGUUCGAAAGAACCAACCCAGUAGUGAUGUUCUGUCAAACACCGUUCCCGUACGCGGUGAUGGCGGUAUAAUCAGGUGCAAUGGUUUGUACGCGUCCCCGCCAAGAAGCCACGAUGACCCAUCGCUCGUGAAGGACGGAACACGCUGUGAUGCCAGCGGCGCUAACAAGGACCUCGUGUGCCACAAGCAACGCUGCGUGGACCAGUCUCGAGUCACCAGUCAGUGUUCGGUCGAUGCUGACAGCGGCAAAGAGUGUGGUGGAGUCGGUGUCUGUACAAAUGUAACAACCUGCCUUUACCAACCCACACCUGAGAGCAACGAGUCCGCUAACACUACCCAGGCUGCUACACCCACGACCAGUUACUCAAUAACCAAACCAACGGGCGACCCAGCCACAACUACUCCAACUGAAGUCGUCUAA